Perca flavescens (yellow perch) is the source of this 888-nucleotide messenger RNA. RefSeq lists its product as uncharacterized. The record is from RefSeq and is a predicted model, not a curated record. NCBI's taxonomy places the organism in Eukaryota, Metazoa, Chordata, Actinopteri, Perciformes, Percidae. Bases 49 to 846 code for a protein of 265 amino acids. The transcript is spliced from 5 exons.
UAUAAACCUUUCACAGGAUCACAGUGGUACCUGAGCUGUUCAUUCAACAUGAUGGCUGUUUAUUGUACUGCAGGGGCUUUGCUGCUUGUUUUGCUGACUGGUUGGAGUUACAGUUACCCUAUGAAGCAAGCUCAGUCCAGUUUUCAGAAUGCACCUCCAGGAUAUGCUCAAGGCUCUUCUGCAGGCCCUGCCUCUAAACAAGGCAUCUCCUGGGCUGUUGCACCUCCCAGUCCCUUUUCUGCUGGAGCAUCCACAGGACCUAGCACUCAGCAGUUUGCUGCCAGUGGACCUGCCCCUCAACCGCUUGGCCUGAGCUUUAUGAUCCGGCCUGACUAUUUUCUUCCACAGUACCAAGCAGGGGAACUUUUCCAGGAACGGAGAAGCUUUGAGCAAGGCAACUCUGAAUCUGAGAACGAAGCGCAAGGUUCCAUGCCACCACCUCGUUUCUUCUAUGCUGCACAUCCUUCACAAGGCUUUAAUGGAAGACCGGUGCCGUCAGGCCUGGUCCCAUAUCCUUACCCUUCCUAUGACUACAUGUUCCUGACUGGCCCGUAUCCUCCAGGCACGUAUACUUACGCCACCAACAGCUUUGAGCAGGGGAGGGACAGCUGGGAGAACUCUCACUACACAAAGGCCAACUAUCCCAGCACACAGCAGGCCAAAAACAUCCCUUCUAGACCUCGCACAGUCAGGCAGGCGAGUACUGGGAGUGCUGGUCAUGGUCUGAGUGGUGCAGCGACUGGACCACAGCAGCCCUACAGUGGAGUUGGUGUCCAAGAGUCUUACUCGCAGCUGGGUCGACACCGCCGGGGAGCGCCAAGAGCAUUCAUGCAAAAGGUUGGCUAAAGGUUAACUCUGAAGUCUUGUCAAUAAAGAGUUUAACUUUUA